This is a messenger RNA of Cervus elaphus (red deer), 2542 nucleotides long. It is a transcript of the gene CD80, whose product is annotated as CD80 molecule. The record is from RefSeq and is a predicted model, not a curated record. NCBI's taxonomy places the organism in Eukaryota, Metazoa, Chordata, Mammalia, Artiodactyla, Cervidae. The transcript has 6 exons. Gene Ontology annotation, cellular component: external side of plasma membrane. Gene Ontology annotation, molecular function: coreceptor activity. Gene Ontology annotation, biological process: cellular response to lipopolysaccharide; cell surface receptor signaling pathway; T cell costimulation. The coding region runs from base 662 to 1606 and encodes 314 amino acids.
CCAGAUGCCAUGAUCUUAGUUUUCUGAAUGUUGAGCUUUAAACAGUCUUUGUGUAGAAGCAUUUAAAAACAGAAACAUUUGUUUUUCUGUGUUAAUAUAGUAAGAAAGAAGUAGUUUCAUAACUUAAGUACUGCUGUGGACAAAAUAUGCCCUCCCUGGUGCUCUGUGUUUCUCGAUAUGUUCUAAAGAGGGUCCAAGCUUUCAUGGGUUGGCUGGCUGGUGUCCAGGGCCCUUUAAUUCUCUUUGUUUCUAAUAGUCUUCAACAUCUCCCAGCAGUGGGAAAGCGGUGGUUGGUUCUUGGAACAUGCGUAAGGCAGGGUCACUUCCUCAAAUGUCCGUCAAGUCUUGCUUUUCCCUCAAGAUUGUGCUGUGAUUUAGAGGUUGCUCAGAUUACAAUCCCUGACUCAUUUCAGGCAGUAAACUAAGAGGUUUUACAACCCACGGCGGGCCAAUCUUCCUUCCCGGAUGACUUUUUUUUUUUUUUUCCUUUUCAGGUUGUGAAGAUAAAUCCUGUCUUUUAAUUUUAGGAAUCUAGAUACCAAGAUACUCCAGCCAGCGUUUCCUCGGUGUGUUUUGUAAACAUCACGGGCAAACCCUCUGUGUGGGGGCAACUGAAUUGUCUUCUGCCCUGCCUGGUGUAAGCUGUGAGGUGCCAGCUCUCAUGUGGCUUGAAGCUGUUUGCCUUUGUUUUCCGUCCUCACCAGCAGAAGCCAUGGGUCACACAGUGAAGUGGGGAACACUACGACCCAAGCGCCCAUACCUCUGGCUCUCUCAGCUCUUGGUGCUUGCUGGUCUUUUUCACUUCUGUUCAGGCAUCAACCCAAAGAGUGUGACCAAAAGAGUGAAAGAAGCAGUAGUGCUAUCCUGUGAUUACAACACAUCCACUGAAGAACUGACAAGCCUUCGGAUCUAUUGGCAAAAGGAUAGUGAAAUGGUGCUGGCUGUCCUGCUUGGAAAAGUGCAGGUGUGGCCCAAAUACGAGAACCGUACCAUCACUGACAUCACCAAUAACCCCUGCAUUGUGAUCCUGGCUCUGCGCCUGUCAGACAGUGGCACCUACACCUGUGUUAUUCAGAAGCCUGAGACAGGGACUUAUAAAGUGGAGCACCUGACUAAAGUGAGGUUAAUGAUCAGAGCUGACUUCCCUGUCCCUACUAUAAAUGAUCUUGGAAAUCCAUUUCCUAACAUCAGAAGGGUAAUUUGCUCAACCUCUGGAGGUUUUCCAAAGCCUCACCUCUCCUGGUUGGAAAAUGGAGAAGAAUUAAAUGCUACCAACACAACACUGUCCCAAGAUCCUGAAACUGAGCUCUUCACAAUUAGCAGUGAACUGGAUUUCAACAUGACAAGCAAUCACAGCUUCUUGUGUCUUAUCAAGUAUGGAGACUUAACAGUGUCACAGACCUUCCAAUGGAAAACACCCAAACCAACCCCUUCUGCUAAUCAGCACCUGCCCUGGACCAUUACUAUCACAGUCUCAGCAUGCGGGAUUGCUGUGAUCAUUGCAGUUACAGUAACAUGCCUGACCUGCAGAAAUGCUGCAAGAUGGAGACAGAGAAGGAGGAAUGAGGAGAACGUGGUAAUAGAAAGGUACCCUCUAUCUACAUAAAAUCUGUGGAAGGAUCAAGCUGACCAGAACACCUGGAGGUCCUACCUCUUUCUGAGAUUGGCCUCUUCUUGGUGCUUCCGCGAACAGCCAGGGUUAUCCCACCUCGACCUUCCUGUAUCUGUUCUCUAGGAGCCCCUUCACUCCAGUGGCUUUGCUGAAAGUGACUAGAGGAGUAUGAUGGGGACAGAAGUAGUUCUGGUGACCUUGCCCAAGGAUUUGGAAACAUGGAAUUCUUUAGGCCUGGAAGAGACAUUAGUGAAAACCACUUACUAAUGACAAGGAUCUCGAAGUCCUGCGUGGUGACCUGAAUUACAAAGGUCAGGGCCAGAACCCAGAUUUGGUGCUCUGGCUCUGGUGUUCUUUUCCUUCACGAAUCGGGCUCUGUGCUACUGACUGUUUUGUGUGUAUACACACACAUGUAUCCAUCAAAGUGCUUCUGGAAACAGAAUUUAUUCAGUAUCAUCUAGGUCCAUCUCAAAAGACUUGGUGUGAUGAAGGAAUGGAGGAUGUCAUGCUGUCAAAAGCAAUCUAAUGUUAAUGUAUGGGAAGUCUGUUUUAAGUACACCUAGAAGACAAUGGAAAUAUUACUGGUAUUUAGCCAGGAUUUUAUUCUCACUGUGUUCUCCUUUUUGGCUUUCCCACUUCUCAACUAGGUUCAGGAGAAAGUAGAUCCAUCUAAAACUAAUUUCCUCUGACAUGUAGGAUGAAUGACUUAUACAGUAAGUCCCCUACAUAUGAACCCCCAAGUUGUGAACUUUUAACUAAAAAUAAAUUUUAAUUCCUUUAAAAGUCUUUGAAGUAACAAAAUAGGUAUUAUGCCAAUUUUUAAUUCAAAAGUGAACUUAUGAGCUAUUUCAUUUGUAGUUACUUUCUAGAAUAAGUUAUUGGUUAGAUCAUAAAUUUUAAACAGAAAAAAGUGUGUGUUUUGCACACUUA